This is a messenger RNA of Dicentrarchus labrax (European seabass), 3467 nucleotides long. It is a transcript of the gene sanbr, whose product is annotated as SANT and BTB domain regulator of CSR. The record is from RefSeq and is a predicted model, not a curated record. Bases 799 to 2922 code for a protein of 707 amino acids. The transcript has 21 exons. Lineage: Eukaryota; Metazoa; Chordata; Actinopteri; Moronidae.
GUUUCCGGCCGCUGUCGCUAGGCAACGGGACGCUGCAGUGCGACACCAGGGACGAGUUAACGGGAAGAAACGGACGGAACCGACGGAACCGACGCGUAAAAAGCGUUUAUUGGACUAAAAGAUGUUAUUUUAUUAACCGCUCGGUUUGCCCUGUGAGCCUGCGGCCCGUCGGUAACGUUUUCCCGCGUCUGCUGAGCUUCAACAAACACAAACAUCUGUGCAACAGCAGCUAGCUCAUGUGCUAGCCGGAUAAUGCUAAUGCUGCCUUCGCGGUCCGUCGGACAUAAUAAAGAUUCUGGGUGCAGUUGAGUUUGAAGCCUCGUGUUUGACCUUGGAGAUAAUAAGUAAUCAGAUUACAACGUCAGACUUCUGAGCUCUUGGUUAUAGCUCUUAUUUAUAAAGUCUCUUUAUAAAGUCUUACAUCAUUUAACACGUAGAUACUUUACUCUGAAAACUCAAAUAAAGGCGAGUGAGAACCUUUUUAAUCCAUCCGGACAUCGCCACAGAAAUUAUAAGUAAUCUGAAUACAACUGCUGCGUUCACGUACACCGACUAACUGCGUCACUGCUGGCCGUGACCGUUUUCCCCCUCUUGUGUUUAGGAGUUUACGAGGAGUACGUGAAGGCGGCAGCAGCUCCUGUCCCGCAAACUUGAGCUGGCGUUAGCAUUAGCAUCAGCUGCGGGGUAGCCGGCAGGUUGAAUCCCGCAGCAUCCGGACACAAUGACAUAAAACCCGGUACCGGCCCGGUUUCCGCUGCACGAGACGACGAGAGGAAGACCUCCGACAGCAGAUUGAAGAUGAGCCGCUUCUGCUCGGACAACAACAACUUCCCCUACGACAACAACGUCCUGGUCCUGGACAUGGUGCUGGGCUCUCUGUGGGGGGUCCCCCAGCCCAUAAACUGGGACAACGUAGCCAAGCUGGUCCCAGGAUUCACUUCCAAGGAGUGCGCCCGGCGGUUCGAGGAGCUGAAGAGCACGGGGGGUUUUCCUCCUGUGGACCACCAGUGCAACGCCCUGACGGAGGGCAGCAGCUCCCCCUCAGACGGCCUGUCCACGCUGCUGGACGCCGGCGAGGUGGCGGAGACGGGAGGCAGCCAGAGCGGCGGCAAAGUUACAGGCUCCAAAUCAACGCCGUCGGGAAGAGUCGGUGCUGUGGAGAAGAAAGAGAGAAGAGUCUCCGCAGAGGAGAACGACAAACCUCAGAAACAACGAGAUCCCAACAUGGUGAUCCACGUGUGCGACGAGACCAAGAACCUGAAGCAGGACUUCACGUGUCCCAGAGAUCUGCUGGUGAAAGAGAUGCGUUACUUCGCCGAGUACUUGUCCGUGGACGCCCAGCGGUGGGAGGAGGUGGACAUCUCCGUCCACUGCGACGUGCAGAUCUUCGACUGGCUCAUGAACUACGUGAGGAGGAACUCCGCGGGAGAGGGGAACAAGGACAAACCCCGACUCGAGCCCAGCAAUGUGAUCUCAAUCCUGAUCUCCUCCGAGUUCUUGAAGAUGGAUACGUUAGUGGAGGAGUGCGUCCAGUACUGCCACAAACACAUGAGCGCCAUCGUGGCCACGCCCUGCAACAUGAACUGCAUCAACAGCAACCUGGCGACGCGCAUCGCCGAACUCUUCAACCACAACGAGGCCGACGACAUCCGCGACAAAAAGGACAAGUUCAAAAGUAAAUUGUUUCAGAAGAAGAUUGAGCGUCUCUUCGAUCCCAACUACCAGAGCAGAGAUUCACCAGGAAACGCCUCCACUCUCUACAGGUGUGGUCUGUGCCUUAAGCUGCUGAUCAAAGACACAGAGAGGAAGAUCUCUUGUGUUCCCGGGAAAAUCAACAUCGACGCUCGCGGAGAAAUCAUCUAUACACACAUCAGACAGAAGAACUGGGAUGUGCAUGAAUAUCUCACCGGUCUGUAUGAGGAGCUCAAGUCCUGGGUCCUGGUCUACUGGAGAAUCUGGGGUACCAUCAACUUCCUCACCUGCUCCCGGUGCCAACAGGUGUUUGUGUGUGCAGAGCUGACCCAUUGCAGUUACCACCCAGACAGUGUGCUGUACCCUGGCAUGAGUACAGAGAAAGGCUGGCAUGGUGCAGGAAUCUACCCCUGCUGCAACCAGAGGGUUCUCCGCUUUGACCCCAGUGGUAUGCCCAAGGGCUGUAAGAUGCGAGACCACAUAGUGAACGUACCGGACGAAGAGAACUGUGACGAGGUGACCUUAGCCCAGACCAGAGUCCUCAACGACCUGCUGCUGCACAGAGACGCAGUGUGUCUGUCCAACACACCGCCUGCAGAGGGUAGCGAGGAGAGUCCAUCCAGUGCAGAGAAGGUUCAGGACUGUGACGUUCUCUUGGAGCCGAUGCUGCUCGGACCUCUGAGAGGAGACGGCAGCUCUUUUUCCCUUUUGAAAAACUGGAGUCUGCAACUGAGGCAGCAGUCUCUCCUCUCAGAGGACGAGGAGUACACCACGGGGUCGGAGGUCACUGAAGAUGAGGUUGGGGACGAAGAGGAGCUGUCCAAGAAGCAAGCUGCUAAGAAGGCCAAGAAGACCCACAGACCUCUGAAAAAACAAAUGUCCUCUCCAAACUUCCAACGCAAGGACAAACCAGAGAAAUCGCAGUCGAGGGACAACACACCGUUCACAGUGAGCGUCCAGAAGAGUAAGUGGGACAGUUCUCGCUCAAUGAGAUACAACCAGGACGCUCAGAGGGAGGAAGAUCAGCGGCGCAUGGUGGAGAUCAUCGGCCACCUCACUAAGAUGAGGUUCGGAGACCAAGAGCAGAGCAAGUCUAAGGAUACUAAAGAACCUACAGGAGGAAUCUACUCCAGACUGGAAGCCCAGUUUAAGGGUAACUCUCAACCCAGACAGAGUUCAGAGAAGACACCCAGGACUAAAAUACGCUACGCUCAAAUCAGGACAACAUAAAGGACCCGAUGAGGAGAAGGCCUCCGAGCAGCGUGAAGACAGAUGAGGAUGAAGAGGAUCCUUCUUACUGGCAGUGACCCCCCCCCCUUCCCUUCUAGCACGGCCACCACUCGUAACCCAGCUGUGGACCCCGUCCCCCUCAGUCCCCGUCCCCCUCCCUCUUUGCUUAACUCAGGUGACUACGUAUGGAUCACCGCCACCCGCUCCCUCCGUCGCUCAGCUAGCUUUGUGUUUGUGCAGCUGCGGUCAGACCGCCAAAAAACCAAGGAGACGUCCAGCUCCGCUCUUAGGAAACGCACUUGAACUGAUCGACCUCUCGGUGUGUCUUUAGGUUAUUUUUGGAGCCAGACAGGUUGGGGGGGGGGAGGGGGUUCCUACGACAUGAUCUGACACACUAACGGGACUGAAACACUAGUUUAAUAAAGUCACGCUGAAGUUCUGCUAGAGAUAGAGUUCUAGUCGUUCCUGUUUGUACUGGAAUGUAACUGUGCUGUAAAACACUGGGACCAAUAAAACAUGAGUGACACUGAACUCUUCAUCACUUA